AUGGUACGCCGCAAGCACCGGCGGUAUGACACGGAAGACGAAGAGGGUAGUUCAUCUGGUGACAGCUACGACGAGGACUACUCGGAUGAUGGCGAGCAAGACGAGGAUGACAAGGAGGAGGCUUUGGUGCAGAAGGCGCUCUAUCGGAUCGAAAAGGCCCAAGCCAAGGGCCGGACUGACGUACGACUGAGCAAGGAAGAGGUUGCGGCCCUCGAGCGGAGACAGCGGCGCAUGGAGGAGGAGGAGCGAAGAAACCGCAGGCGGCGUCAGGAGCGUGUGGCUAUACCGCUUGCUCAGUUCGAGUCAAUGUCUCGACUGUCAGUUCCACGCCAAGCUUCCGGCUCCGGCUCCCUGUCAAGACAGCCUUCCGGGAGCGACGCACUUGAAGAGGACGAGGCCUCUCCUCAGAUGGGCUACUUUCCUCCUCCCUCCAGCUCGCGUCCUCGGCCAAAGUCUGGCCUUUCUACAUCUCGACCAUCCAGCAUCCAUGAGGACACAUCCAAAGACCCCUUCCUGUAUCAAACAGCUGGACCUCGUGCUUCACAUGCUCCCAAGCGCCAUGGCUCUGGUCAGUCAGACCUGAGUUCCAUGUCACGCCGUGGCAGACCCGGGUCGACCUCUGGCUGGAGCCAGCAAGGAUCGUCAAGGCGGCAAAGUUCCGAGGAGACCAGCGAAGAGCUAGCUCUGGCGGACGAGAGCCCGGGUCAAGCUGCCAAGGGUAGAGAAGAUAUAGUGGUCGAGGUAGAACCCGAGUCUCCUCCCGCGCGUGAAACAGCCUCGUCUCGCACGCGUUCAACAACGAGAAAGAGGAUUGAGCCGGCGCCAACCAGGAAGACGACAUCGAGCAGGACGACUACGGGAUCAGGGACUUCGACGGGAGUGCGAAGGAAGAGGAGAGAGGGCGAGGCGCGUUGA
This is a messenger RNA of Trichoderma aggressivum f. europaeum, 915 nucleotides long. RefSeq lists its product as uncharacterized. The transcript has a single exon. Lineage: Eukaryota; Fungi; Ascomycota; Sordariomycetes; Hypocreales; Hypocreaceae. The record is from RefSeq and is a predicted model, not a curated record. The coding region runs from base 1 to 915 and encodes 304 amino acids.